Acanthochromis polyacanthus (spiny chromis) is the source of this 5000-nucleotide messenger RNA. RefSeq names its product frizzled related protein (gene frzb). Gene Ontology annotation, biological process: non-canonical Wnt signaling pathway; canonical Wnt signaling pathway. Gene Ontology annotation, cellular component: cytoplasm. Lineage: Eukaryota; Metazoa; Chordata; Actinopteri; Pomacentridae. Gene Ontology annotation, molecular function: Wnt-protein binding. The record is from RefSeq and is a predicted model, not a curated record. The transcript is spliced from 8 exons. Bases 90 to 1034 code for a protein of 314 amino acids.
CAGCUGCUGCGGAGCCACAGAUCAGCAGGAAAACCGCGUCCUGGUCCGGGUUUCACUCAGAUCCAGUGCCUCCUCUCCGACCCUCCGUCAUGCUCUCCCCGGGACUCUGCGUGUCUCUGCUGGCCGUCUCCUGCGCGCUGUGGCCGGCUUCGGUCCGGGCGGCGUCCUGCGAGCCGGUCCGGAUCCCGCUGUGCCGGUCCAUGCCGUGGAACAUGACCAAGAUGCCGAACCACCUCCACCACAGCACGCAGGACAACGCGGUUCUGGCCAUCGAGCAGUUCGAGGGGCUGCUGGGUACUCACUGCAGUCCAGAUCUGCUCUUCUUCCUGUGUGCGAUGUACGCUCCCAUCUGCACCAUCGACUUCCAGCACGAACCCAUCAAGCCCUGCAAGGCGGUCUGCGAACGGGCCAAAUACGGCUGCGAACCGGUGAUGAAGCGCUACAACCACAGCUGGCCGGACAGCCUGGCCUGCAGCGAGCUACCGCUGUACGACCGCGGAGUCUGCAUCUCACCUGAGGCCAUCGUCAAGGCAGAAGGACCAGAUCCAUAUCACCAGGAUCCGUCCAGGUGUAACCCAGAAUCCAGUCCAGACUUCCCAAUGGACUCCAACAACUUCCACUGCAGAGGACCAAACGGAGAUCGCUGCAGGUGUAAGGCGGUCAGAAUGUGCAUGAAAACCUACCUGAAGAACAACUACAACUACGUGAUCAGGGCGAGGGUGAAGGAGGUGAGGAACCGAGGUCUGGAGCCCACAGCGGUGGUGGACGUCAAGGAGGUGCUGAAGUCUUCUCUGGUCAACAUCCCCAAAGAGACGCUGACGCUCUACUACUCGUCCUCCUGUCUGUGUCCUCCUCUGACUCCAGGGGACGAGUACCUCAUCAUGGGCUACGAGAACGAGGAGACUUCCAGGUUGCUCCUGAUUGACACCUCCAUCGCUCAGAAAUGGAAGGACAAAAUGGGCAGGAAGGUCAAGAGAUGGGAUCAGGUCCUGCAGGGAAAAAGCCGAGCACCUAAUCGCCGGAGUCGCCACUGAGAUCUGACUGUUGGUGUGCAUGUGUGUGAUUGUGUAUGUGUGUGUGAGUGUGUGUGUGGUUGUUUGUGUGUGUGUGUGUGUAGAUAUUGCACUAUCACAGGCUGUUGUAGCUGAAUGUAGUUCAUCUCUUCAUCUAUCAGACUGUUUGUUUUUUUUUUUUGUCAUUUAUUUUCUUUGCACAGACAUUAUUUAGUGUGCGUUUAGUGUGUGUGUGUUUGUGUGUCUGAGUGUGUGUGUGUGUGUGUGUGUGUUUGUUUAUGCACCAGAAGCACUCGGUAAAGACCAGAAAGGGGGUGGAGCUUUAAAGCUGUAGUAAACCUACGCACAGCCAUACAAUAUGUACGUGACACUUUUUUAAUUUUUUUGGAAGAAAUUUCUUUGCAGUGGUGGCGGCCAUGUUGGCUCCACAAAGGCUCCAGUUUCUAAUAACCCUGGAUAUCACCAUGGCAACAGGAUAGAAGACAUUUAAAUGACAGAAAAGCCAUUUGGACUUGGACAUUUGGACAGAAAUUUACUGAACUCUGCAGAAAAUGAAAGAAAAUUAUCCACUCUUUGUUCAGACGGCAGCAGAGAGAAACGUCAACAACAACAGCUGGAGGAACAACAGCAACCUGGGAAAUCCAGCUGUGGAUGGAUUACUGAACCGGCCUACAAGGACCAGACCCAGAGACAUUAGGUGUCAGGCCUCUGUAUGUGGUAGCUGUAAACAUUUUGUUUAAGGAAACUCAAUCGUGUAACUGCAAAAAUAUGCAAAGUGACUGAAAAUACACACAAAACGACUACAAAGACACUCACAGCCUUUAAGUAAUCGGUACAAAAUCCUGAGGUUGACCAUAAGAAGGCACAAAAUGUCAACAAAGACAACAAAUUACAAAAAAGAGAAACAAACUGACAGUCAAGAAACACAAAGUGACUAAAAAGACAAACGAAUAAAAUACAUGUGAAAUGAUUGCAAAGAGAAACAAUAUUACACCAAAGACACACAAAUCAACUACAAAGAACAAUGAAAGCAAACAAAGACACAAAAUGACUAUAGUGAGAAACAAGGUCACUAGAAAGACACAAAGCGAACACAAAAUCACGAAAGAGAAACAAAGUAACUAAAAAGACACAUAAAUGACUCCAAAGACAGACGGAAUGACAAAAACUUACAAAUGAAAUAACUGCAAAAAGACAGCAGAGAGCUACAAAAAGGCAAAAUCACUACAGUGAGACACAAAACAACUACAGAGGGACACAUCAUGGCUACAAAGACUCACAAACUGAGUCCAAAGAGACACAAAAUAACUACACAGGGAUGCAAAUGACUACAAAAUUUCAGGAAAGAUGUCAAGGUGACAGAAAAUUACCACAAAGAGACACAAUAUGGCUAUAGUUAGAAACAAGAUUGCUACAAACAAACAAAAAGAUACAAACGUUCAAUAAAGAGACACAAAUUGACUAAAAAUACACAUAAAAUGACUACAAAGACACACAAAAUAACCAAAAAAUGUAUAUAAGCUGACCACAAAGAGUCACCAGAGGACGACAAAAAGACAAAGUGACUACAAAGACACAAAAUCACUACAAGCAGGGACACAAAAUGGCACAAAAACACAUCAAAAAGACAGAAAAUGAUUACAAAGACACACGACUACAUAGGCACACAAAAUGACUUCAAAUAGACACAGAACAACUACAAAGCGACUACAAAGCAAUUACAAGGACACACAAAACUAAAAAAUACACAUAAAAUGACUACAGAGACACACAGAAUGGCAGAAAAAUGCUUAUAAGAUGACUGCAAAGAGACACCAGAGGGCUACAAAAAGUCAAAGCUACUACAAAGACACAAAGUGACACCAAAGAGCUGCAAAAUAACUACAAAGAGACCAAAAAUUACCACAAGGAGACACAACGGUACCACAUAGUGCCCUUGUAUUUCACAGUGUGGCUGUUGGGUCCAUCCAUUUGUUGGACAGAGUGGAAUUAGAUUUGGUUGGAUUUUAAGCUUCUUUUUUUUUUUUUUUAAAUAAGUUGUUUUUUUACAUCCUGUUACAACAUUUAAAGACACAAAAUGCUUGUUUGUGAUGCGUUUGUUGGUACUGGAAAGGGUGGAAUGUUGGAAAAGUGUAAAUUACAUUUCUAUUAAAUCUGCACAACAGGUCACCGUUACAGUUUGUAUUUUUUAUUUUUUACUACUGUGGCAUCAGCUUGUUUUCUGAGUAAAAUAUUAGAAAAUAUUAUUUGUCCUGUUGGCAUGACGACCCACUGGAGGCUAGAAAGUCCCACAAUUUUUUACUAUUUAUAUUUGCAAGUAGAGCAAAAAUUGUUAAAGAGCAUCAACACUGUGUGUGUCUGAAAUCACCUCGUUUAUAUCACAUUUUUCUUCCUAACUUUGUUUAUCAAUAGUUUUUUAGUAAUAUCAUUAAUCUAUUGACAUUGAACCUGAACACAUGCAUCAGCCGGUAAACAAGACUCACAGGGAUUAGGGGAAUCUCUGUGUGAAGUGACUGAUAAUAUUUCUUGUUUGAAAGUUACAAAGUUCAGCUACAAGGCUGCAAAGACAACACAACUCUCAAAAAGAUGCAAAAUGACCAUAAAGGGGUGCACAUAAUUACAAACUAACACAAAAUAACCACAAAAUGGUGCAACAAUGACCACAAAGGGACACAAAACAGCCAUAAAGUGAAGAAAAACAAACACAAUGGGUCACAAAAUGACUGCAAAUGAUGUAAAAAAAAAAAAAAAUCUGCAGACACGCAAAACAACCACAACUAAGCAAAAUUAAUGAACAGUUCAGCAUAAAGACCAGUAAAUGAAGCAACAGAAAAACAACUGGAUGCAAAAUGACCACACAGCAAAGAAACACAUCUGCAAAGACAGGAAUAACCGCAAAAACUGGGCACAAAAGUCAAGGAAAAAUAACUACAUAAUGAAGAAAGAUGAGCAACAGAAUGCAAAACUGCCAAAAAGAGACACAAAACUGUCACAAAGAGAUGCAAAAUAACCACAAUUUGUCCAAAAAAAAUGGAGCAAAGUGGCCCAAAAUGAUGAAAAACAUCUUCAAAGAGACAAAACGGCAGCAAUUGAACAAAAUGACCAAACAGUUAAGCUUUAAGACCAAUAAAUGAAGCAAAAGGCCCAUAAUUAGAUACAUUUGACUGAUUUAAGAUUUACCGUUUAUCUAAUGGGAUAAAAGGUAAAGAAGGAAAAAAAACAUACAGUUUGUUUCCUGACAUCCAGGAACCACGAACAGCUGAAAUCCUGACAAACGUUUUCCUAUUUUUAGCCUGAACUUGCCAUCAGUGGAGGAGGAUUCAACCCAGAUGAGUCAGAACAAUCAGCAAGAAACGUGAAAAAAAAAAUCUUAACAAAUCUUUUACUCAUCUAUUUCUAAAUUUCCUGACAGAUGAAGGUCAAAUGAGAGCAAAAUGUGUCAAAACUUCUCUGUGUUAGUUUUAUUUUUGUGCAAAAUGAUACGAGGGAAGCCUCAAGUUUGAUAUUUUCUGUAAUUUUCUAUUUUUUUGUACAAAUUUUGGCACAGAUUAAACAAAAGAGUGCUAAUGUGUUUAAUUGGAGAGCUGAAUGAACAUCUCAUUCCACCACACUGAUUCCAGCCGGUCUUCACCUUAAAAUGGCAUUUUAAAAGCUGACUCUGCUGUCAGUAAUUUUGCAGAAAGUCACAUGUAAUGCAAUAAAGUCACUUAGGAAGCUUCUUCACUGCAGACUUUUUGACAUUUUUUCUCCAGGAAACAGCUCUAAUCGAUCCAGGACAGUAAAAAGUCAAAGUGUCUGCAGUGAAGAAGAUCAGAAGAAGUCUGUUGUUGGAGACAUUCUGCUGUCUGAACCUCAUUAUCACAGCAACUCUGUCUAUGUAAACACACUAACACGCAGUACUACAGUACUCCUGUCUGCAAACUAUACUAACACUGCAAUAUUUUUCAACUCUGGAGUUUUCAACCAUUAAAACGUGAUUUUAAACUA